AUGGCUAUAAAAACUGAUCGACACGCGUUAGAAGCUCAUAUAUCUCCAACAAUAGCUGCCAACACCAAAAGACUACUUCUAAGCGACCUAGUUUCAUCCGAUAAGAUCGAUCAAGUCCCCUCUAACUACAUCCGUCCAAUCUCCCAACGCCCCAAUCUCCAAAACGUUUACCAUGAUCAUACCAUCCCUCUCAUUGAUCUCCACGAUCUUUCUACUCCGAAUCGCUCUCAUGUCGUCCAACAAAUUGGUCGAGCUUGCCGCGACUACGGCUUCUUUCAGGUCAAGAACCACGGUGUACCGGAAUCCACCAUAUCCAACAUGAUGAAUAUCGCUAGAGAAUUCUUCAAGUUGCCGGAAGAAGAGAGGCUCAAGACAUACUCCGACGACCCUACAAAGACAACAAGACUAUCCACCAGCUUUAACAUCCGUACAGAAAAGGUUGCUAACUGGAGAGACUUCUUGAGACUCCAUUGUCACCCGCUACAUGACUACAUCCACGAAUGGCCCACCAACCCGGAGGCUUUCCGCGACCAUGUGGCGGAGUAUUGCCGGAGUGCAAGAGGGCUAGCCCUCGUACUAGUUGAGGCUAUUUCGGAAAGCUUGGGGCUCGAAAGAGAUUAUAUCAACAGACAAUUGGGGAACCAUGGACAACACAUGGCUUUGAAUUACUACCCACCAUGCCCACAACCAGAUUUGACUUAUGGUUUGCCUGGACAUACUGAUCUUAAUCUCAUCACCAUUCUUCUUCAAGAUGAGGUCCCUGGUCUCCAGGUUUUGCGAAAUGGUAACUGGGUUGCUGUUGAUCCUGUUCCUAAUACGUUCAUCAUUAAUAUUGGUGAUCAAGUUCAGGUGCUGAGUAAUGAUAAGUACAAGAGUGUUCUUCAUCGAGCUGUGGUGAACUGUGAGAAAGAACGGAUAUCUAUACCAACGUUUUACUGCCCAUCUCGUGAUGCAGUGAUAGGUCCUGCUUCAGAAUUGGUAAGUGGUGAUGAACCUGCUGUUUAUCGACAGUUCACAUAUGGAGAAUACUAUGAUAAGUUUUGGAAUCGAGGGCUUGCAACUGAGAAUUGUUUAGAUAUGUUCACGGUGACCUCCUCAUCCAGUUGA
Messenger RNA from Lactuca saligna, 1107 nucleotides. The record is from the annotation of a GenBank genome assembly. Lineage: Eukaryota; Viridiplantae; Streptophyta; Magnoliopsida; Asterales; Asteraceae.